Molecule: messenger RNA, 2061 nt
Organism: Ilex paraguariensis (yerba mate)
Lineage: Eukaryota; Viridiplantae; Streptophyta; Magnoliopsida; Aquifoliales; Aquifoliaceae
Source: the annotation of a GenBank genome assembly
CCUGACUUAAAUGUUUCACAAAUAUGCUCACUGUCUCGUCACAAUCAUUGUGCUUUUUUCCUCUGCUUCAUCUCUCUUCCUUGAUCUUAACGUCCACCAACAAUGUCGAUCACCGCAAGUCCACCGGCCGUCCGAUCUUUCUCUCUCUCACGAUCCUCAAGAAGGGUUAUACCACGGGCGAGGAUGGCAGUCAGAUCUAAUGUGAUAACAGUGGCACCCAUCUUGACAAAGUUGCAGAAGGACUGUGCCACCCCUUUGCCUGUCUUGCGCCAUGUAGCCGACGCCAUGGCUGCUGAUAUGCGUGAUGGGCUUGCCGUUGAUGGUGGUAGCGAUCUCAAGAUGAUUCUCAGCUAUGUUGAUUCCUUGCCAACUGGGAAUGAGACAGGAUUGUUUUAUGCACUGGACCUUGGUGGCACAAACUUCAGAGUGCUAAGAGUGCAACUAGGAGGGAAGGCUGAGCGUGUGGUGGCCACUGAAUUUGAGCAAGUGUCAAUCCCACAAGAUUUGAUGUUUGGCACCUCAGAGGAGCUUUUUGAUUUCAUUGCUUCUGGUCUGGCAAAAUUCGCACAAAAGGAAGGUGGAAAUUUUCAUCUGCCAUCUGGAAGGACAAGGGAAAUUGGAUUUACGUUUUCUUUUCCGGUGAAGCAGACUUCCAUUGCUUCAGGCAUUCUAAUGAAGUGGACGAAGGGUUUUGCAGUCUCUGGAACGGCAGGAAAAGAUGUUGUUGCUUGUCUGAAUGAAGCCUUGGAAAGGCAGAGACUAGAUAUGCAGGUGUCUGCCCUGGUUAAUGACACAGUGGGAACACUUGCUGGAGCCAGAUACUGGGAUGAUGAUGUCAUGGUUGCUGUCAUUCUGGGAACCGGAACGAAUGCUUGCUAUGUAGAAUGUGUAGAUGCUAUUCCUAAACUACAAGGCCAGAAAUCUACAUCUGGAAGAACGAUUGUGAAUACGGAGUGGGGAGCAUUCUCAAAUGGUCUUCCUUUGACCGAGUUUGAUAGAGAAAUGGAUGCUGAGAGUAUCAACUCGGGUGAGCAGAUAUUUGAGAAGACUAUCUCUGGCAUGUACCUUGGUGAAAUUGUAAGGCGAGUGCUGUUCAAGAUGGCUGAAGCAGGUGCUUUAUUUGGAGAAUCAGUUCCCGAAAAGUUAUCCAUACCAUUCGUUCUCAGGACCCCAGAUAUGUCUGCCAUGCAGCAGGAUAAUUCCAGAGAUCUCGAAGCUGUUGGAUCAAUCCUAUAUGAUGCAGCCGGGGUAAACUCGGAUUUGAGUGCAAGGAAGAUUGUCAUCGAGGUUUGUGACACUAUUGCAAAACGUGGUGGGCGAUUGGCUGGGGCCGGAAUUGUUGGGAUUCUCCAAAAGAUGGAUUCAGAAAGUUCCAUUUUUGGAAAGAGGACGGUGGUGGCAAUGGACGGAGGUUUGUAUGAACACUACCCCCAGUACAGAAGAUAUCUCCAAGAUGCUGUCACAGAACUACUGGGAUCAGAAAUAUCAAAGAACAUAGUCAUAGAACAUUCAAAAGAUGGGUCUGGGAUUGGGGCUGCACUCUUGGCUGCUACAAACUCUAAGUAUGACCAUGAUUUGUAAGUGAGAACCGAGACCGAAUCACGAAUAAAAGAAUUUAUAGUUCCUUGCAAUUCUUUUUUCUUAGGGUGAAGGAUGGCAGAUGGGAUUUUGCAAUUUAGUUUGGAUUCAGAAACAAGUGAUUGGGAAUAAAGAGGAUAUCAAGUGAAUGAAAUGUGAGUUUAGGAAUGAACUUCAAAGUUCUGUAAAUUAGCAGUAUCUGAAUACUUUGUAAUUUGUGAGAUGGACCAUCUCCUUCUGUAUCAACUGGUUCUAGUGUGUGGGUGGGAAAUCCCUCUAAUACAUUUUUUUCCCCAUUUUUUGUCUUCAUAGAUAACUUACCAUAAGUAAUAUGAUUCAUUGGAAGCUGUACUCUUAGAUCUGUUUUAUUUUUUUCUUCUUGUCCAAAACUCGGGUGUUACAUCCUCUAAAAUUUGGCAUUUUUGACCAUGUACGUUCUAUGGAUCUGUACAACACAACUUAUUAUAUAUUUGACAAUUCGUU